GAAUUACAACUUUGCCACUGAGACCAAAUGCUGUUGCUCACAGCUCACUCCGCAGUAUUCGCAAACAAUAUUUCACUACUAUUCCAAACGCUCACACUGCAACUCCAUUGCUGAAGAACAAAACUUGCAUCUUGCAACCCUUCUUCGUCUCUCUCUCUCAAUUCCGAAUAAGAAAUGAUAGUACUCAGCCGUCUGAAAUCCGCAUUACGUCUUCUUCCUCGUUCUUCCGUGACCUACGCAACCUCUGCCCCUUCCACCUCCAACCUCUCAACGGCGAAGGAGAACAAAAGCGCCGUCCUUCAUCUCCCGCAGCAUUUGUACCGUCGGAUCUUCCAUGUGAGAGAUCAAACUCACCCGGUUGUUACGAUUCUCGAGCAGUGGGUUCAGGAUGGCCAAACUCUUAGCUACGAUAAACUGCUAUUCGUUAUCAAGCAACUUAGGUCACGCAAAAGAUAUAAAGACGCCCUCGAGGUAUCAUUUUGGAUGUCCGAGAAAGGAUACUCUGAACCUAGAUCUGGAGAUUUUAGUAUAAGACUGGACUUGAUUGCAAAGGUUAAGGGAAUAGAAGAAGCUGAAUCCUAUUUUGAUAGCAUUCCGACAGACUUAAGAGCUGCGGAAUGUUACAGCUCUCUUCUUAAUUGCUAUGCUCAAGUUAGAGAUGUGGAUAAAGCUGAAAGGAUCAUGCUGCAGAUGAAACAUUUGGGUUUUGCAAGGUCUACUAUGGCAAGAAAUCCUUUGCUUAACCUCUACUAUCAAAGACAAAACUAUGACAAAGUGGAAAAUUUGUUGCUUGAAAUGAAAGAAGAGGGUAUUAAAUUCGAUAGAUAUACAUUUGCCACCUUGAUUAAUACAUAUGCGGCCAAAUCUGAUAUUGAGGGAAUCGACAAACAUCUUGCACAGUUAGAAGAUGAUUCAUCGUAUUCCCAACAUGCAGAUUGGUGGAGUGUUUAUACUGUGGCAGCCAAUUGUUAUGGCAAACUCGGGCUUCAUGAUAAGGCUUUUAAUGCUUUAAAGAAAUCAGAGGAGCGCGCGAGUUCUACAAUCUGGAAAGAGGCCUUUCCUUACCUUAUGACUCAAUAUGCAACAAUAGGGAAGAAAGAAGAAGUGAUGAGGUUGUGGAAUAUUUACAAGAUGGAUGGGAAGUUACUCAAAAGUGACUAUUAUUCAGCUGUAAUAAAUUCAUUUCUCAAGUUGGAUGACAUCGAACUUGCUAAGAUUAUCUUUGACGAGUGGGAAUCUAGAAACCGGUAUUUAAAAAAUUUCUUUAUUCCGAACUUGAUGAUAGCAGCUUACAGCAGAAAGGGCAAUAUGGAGGAAGCUGAAGCCAUUGUUAAUAGGACAAUCAUGAAGGGAGGAAAGCCAAAUUUAUGGACUUGGUCAUGGCUCUUGUUUGGAUAUAUUUCACAAAGAAAUUUUGCGAGGGCUGUUCGAUGUAUGAAAGAGGCGGUUUCUAUCUGUGAAGGGUGUAAGUGGAGGCCACUACCGGAAUCCUUAGCUGCCAUUUUUCAGUACUUGAAAUUUAAUGGAGAUAUAGAGGAGGCAGAGGAUUUGAUAAGGUUACUCAGUAGCAAGAAUUUUAUCUCCCUUGAUGUUCAUAACAAGCUGAUGAGUUGGAUUAAGGAUGUGGAAUCAAAUGUGCCUGCAACUGAUGUGCUGGAAGGCGAUUCACAUAAACAAAUUGGUGAAAUUUCAGAGCCAGAGGAAGAUGGGAACAACCCUGACUUCUGCCAUAGCCAACAAUAAAAUGUUAAGGGAUGACUCGCAAGUCUCAAUUAGUCAGAUCAUGAAUUAGGGUUUACACUUGGUGUACACAUCUUUUCAACAAUAAAGUUUAGGACCAACAUUUGGUUUACAUUUAUGAUCUAUGUAUCACUGUUAAAUUUUCUAAGAUGUUUCAGUUCAAAUUUAAUUUGAUAGAAAGAAAGUAAAAGGAUGGGAAAUCAGUAUUAUGUAAUUACUUUUGGUUGAGGAAA
Molecule: messenger RNA, 1973 nt
Organism: Arachis duranensis
Lineage: Eukaryota; Viridiplantae; Streptophyta; Magnoliopsida; Fabales; Fabaceae
Product: pentatricopeptide repeat-containing protein At2g20710, mitochondrial
Exons: 2
Coding region: 175-1743 (522 amino acids)
Cellular component (GO): mitochondrion
Molecular function (GO): protein binding
Source: RefSeq, a predicted model, not a curated record